ACGUUGUUAUACUUAAAGACGCGACGUUACUUUGCACCUGUAUGUUUAUUGUCAAUCAAGAAAUGAUAUGCCGUCAUCAAUUCAGGGUGCUUAUUCAGUCAGACAACGCGAUAUUUCAUAUUUCACACAUUCAUACACGUUGGUUUAAUUUAAGUUCAGAUCCGCCUACCAACUCAACGGGUUUUAUUACGAUUGUAAAUGGUGAAAAAAAUCAUACAACGAUACCAUUGAGUUACAUAAAUCAAUUAAGAACAGAUAAUGUAUAUACUCCGACGAUCAGAGAAAAGGUCAAUAAAAAAAUUCAAUAUGGCGCCGCGAUGUCUAUAGCUAAAACGAGUAUUCAAAUCGCUGUUACGGAAGAUGUUACAGCUGAAUUAAUCGGAAUUUUGACGCAAUUUAUUAUGAAAUAUCGUAGAAGUACCGGGUUAAGCAUUGAAAAGAGUACCGAAUCAUUACAGGAUUCGCAAGGAUCUUCUAUUCAAGAUAAUCUUCAACCUUUAUCCGUUCUUCCUGAUAUAUCAAAUCCUGAGUAUCACAAACCAAAAGGACGACCUCCAAAGCGGUAUAAAUCGACGGUAGAAAAUAAUCGUAUUACAUCAGGAAAACCCGAUGAUGUAACAGUACAGAAAACAUGCAGUUAUUGCUCCGGAAAAGGUCAUAAUAUCCGUGGAUGUCCAAAAUACAAAGCUGAAUCAUCCGCCAAUAAAGAAAACGAAUACUUAGUUUAG
This is a messenger RNA of Rhizophagus irregularis DAOM 181602=DAOM 197198, 728 nucleotides long. The record is from RefSeq and is a predicted model, not a curated record. Lineage: Eukaryota; Fungi; Glomeromycota; Glomeromycetes; Glomerales; Glomeraceae.